Messenger RNA from Homalodisca vitripennis (glassy-winged sharpshooter), 4335 nucleotides. RefSeq names its product BDNF/NT-3 growth factors receptor-like. Lineage: Eukaryota; Metazoa; Arthropoda; Insecta; Hemiptera; Cicadellidae. The transcript has 11 exons. Gene Ontology annotation, biological process: cell surface receptor protein tyrosine kinase signaling pathway; multicellular organism development; cellular response to nerve growth factor stimulus. Gene Ontology annotation, molecular function: transmembrane receptor protein tyrosine kinase activity; neurotrophin binding; ATP binding. Bases 147 to 1706 code for a protein of 519 amino acids. Gene Ontology annotation, cellular component: axon; signaling receptor complex. The record is from RefSeq and is a predicted model, not a curated record.
UUCGUGGACGCGAUACAGUGCACGUCGCAACGCCCGCCCGAGAUAUCAGUGAUAACAGCUCGGCUUCUGGAACUUCCGUUCGCGAGGCAGGGUCGGAGUCCACACAAACAGUUGGUGACCGGGUGUGACCGGGAUGUGACGUCAUCAUGGCUAAGGGACGACCUCGCAGGAUACUCUACCGUACACUGCGACCGGAGGCACUCAUGGCGGAACCUGUGGACAAUCUGGAGAAGAUCCACGAGGGAGAUUGCAGGCCUGGACUGUGCGGGAACGAGGCAGCCUGCAAGCCUGUCGGCAAACACCAGUUCGUGUGUAUCUGUCCUCAUGAUUCAUCGCCCGCCACCGCUGACCUCAGGUGUCCUAACAGGCUCACAGUGCCACUGACGCCUCGACCCAUCCUCAACAUCAUUCCGCUCGGAAACAACAUCACGUCAAACAACAACAGUACCACUCUUCAUCAUCUUAACCCAGAAACUAUCCAGGCUACAGUUCUAGUGGCAGCGUUUGCUGCUUCUUGUCUCCUCCUGUUGGCUGUGUUCUCAACUCUGUGUUGCUGGAAAGGCUGGAAACUCUCCCAGUGUUGUUCCUUCCCCCAGACGUUCUGCAAACAGCAAUCUGAUAGCGCUCCACACAGUCUGAGUAAAGGGCUGUUGGCGGUGGAGAGGUACGCUCCCAACCCUCAGUACACACCCUGCUCCCUCUCGGACCUCAGCUCUACUCUGUCAGUGGCCAUCCUGCCACGGGACCACAUAAUCUUCCAGCAGGAGAUUGGAGAGGGCUGCUUCGGUAAAGUGUACAAAGGAGAGCUGAAGACUGAGACCCACGUUGAGACUGUUGCGAUAAAGGUGCUCAAGGAAUCUGCGACGAGAGAAGCAGAGGAAGACUUCAUGAGGGAGGUGCAGAUCAUGAGUGCCUUCAAACAUGCCAACAUUCUGUCACUCAUUGGGGUUGCUCUCAGAGAGCCAAACAAGAGUCCUUGGAUGGUGUUUGAGUUCAUGACGUAUGGAGACCUGACAGAGGUGCUGAGGAGCAACAGCAGAACAUUCUGGACCCCGUCCACCACUCUCCCCCGCCUUAACAAGGACAGUCUCCUCAACAUAUCCACCCAGAUAGCUGAAGGGAUGGCGUACCUGGCCACACAGAGGUUCGUGCACCGAGACUUGGCAUGUCGCAACUGUCUGGUGGGUGAAGGCUUGUGUGUCAAGAUCGCUGAUUUUGGCAUGAGCAGGGACGUGUACACCUGUGACUAUUACAAGAUUGGGGGAUCUCGACUUCUCCCAGUGCGUUGGAUGUCACCAGAGAGUGUGACGUACGGCCGCUUCACUCUCGAAUCUGAUGUUUGGUCAUAUGGAGUUGUUCUGUGGGAGAUCUACAGUCUCGGAAAACAGCCGUACUUUGGCCAUAACAAUGAAGAGGUAGUAAGGCUGAUUCUGCAAGGUAUCAUGCUGAUAACACCUGAUGACUGUCCUCCGCACAUCUGUGAGCUGAUGCGGUCAUGCUGGAAGACGGAGCCCAGGGAUCGUAUCACAUUCCCGGAGAUACUUGAUAUUCUCCAGAAUUCCUCAACACAACCUCCGUCAACGUUGCCUCGACCCCCAGCAUUCCCCGUCACUCCUCAGACCGUAGUGGAGGUCCUGGAUGCUGAGAACUACCUGAAACCUCUUCAACCGGAACCGAAAGAAUAUCUACAGACAUUACCUGACUAAUUUUAAUAGAUGCUGACAAUGUUCCGGAAUUGUUCAUCAUCUCUGCAAGUGUCCAGAGUUUAAGCAGAUGCGACUCGCAUAACUUACUAAAAAUUGAUCUUACUGGUUAAAGUAAUUUUACUUUAUAAGUAUUACUUCAUAUCCAGAGGAAAGUUCAAAUCUAGAAGCUUAAAACUGGAGUGGCUAGGACUGGAUGUUCUUAUUUCUCUGGUCCCUUCUUGAUUUAACUGUCUGGCAACGACACUGGUACAUCAAAGGAUGAAUGGGUAGGUUUAUGGUAAUUAGAUCUUCCACCACCCACCCACUUCGAAUCAUCUCCAACUCGCCAAACUCUGUGAGGAUAAACUUCUGCUUUCCAGUUAAGAGACUUGCUGUUAACCCUUAAGUUUGAAUCAUCAGUAGUUCAAACCAUGGGUUGAUUAACCAGCGUGCUGAGAGGGCAUUGUGGGAUUGACCGCAUCUCUUGGCAGAGAAAUCAUACUUGUCAGUCACAGCUGAUGGUGGAAUGCUGUCAUAGAGUUUAUGUAGAGAAAGUCGCAAUUAAUUGACAGUGAUAGUAGCUCAUAUCUUGUCAUUUCACUUUAGAAUUAAAUCAAAUGUGCGAGAAAUACGCAUGUUGCAUUAUUACAAAAAGUAUAAUGCCAAACAGUUGAGAAAAAAUGGUAAGAAAUCAACAGUAGUUUUAUGUUCAGUAUAAUUGAAUGUUCAAACUCAAAAAUAUACAUAUGAGCGAUCAAUACAUUUAUGACAGAGUAAAAUGAAUACUCAGGAAGCACGUAUUCAAUUACUGUAAUCUACGUUCUUCUCUAACAAUCAAUAUGGAAUUUAAUGAAGAACAGAUACCAACUAAUUUUCAUCAUGUGUGAAAUAAAUUGACAACAUUACAAGGAACAAUGUUACCGGGUUAUGUAAAUAUCUAUUUCUUGUGCAAUGUGCAAUGUUUAGAACUGUGUAGCUGAUUGUAAAUAAAUGUCAUAUUUCUGUGAUAUAGACCGGACUUUAAAUGCAAUAAAGCAUUUAUUGUUGUGAUAAAUAUUUCCAUGUGAGUAGCUGUACAUUAUAGUAAUUGUGACAUCAAUGUGCAUAUGUGUAGUGGUAAGUAAUCAUGUUAGUAUAUACAUCUUGAAUUAUAAAAGAGAUCAUAAUUACACUUGGUGAUUAUACAGUGUUUUUGUGGUCCUGGGAGAAAAUAAACCCGGCAGUCCAUAAUCCAAAUAAGUAGUCUUCCUUUAAAAAUUAGUCCCAAAAAUACACUAUUUUUACAAAUUUUAAUUGCAACUUUAACAUAUUCUUCCAGAUUCUGUGGUAAAAAUACUAAAACUGUAGCUCCAAAAAAAUUUACUUUGAAUCAGACCUUUAUAAUUGACUUAAAUAUAGACUUAUUGAGAGUUAUUCCAUACCCAUAUUUCCCCUCUCCACCAAAGUUAAGUGCUAGUUAUACCACCGUGUCAGUUUGAUAUUACAGAUCGGAACUUUGAACCCAUAACCUUUAGAUACUCAUGUUUUGAGAUACAAGAGUUAUAAUAUAAAAAACAAAACAAUAAUGGUAUCUGUCCUCAAUGAAAAUCUAAACAAAAUUUUAAAUAUAUUUAUAUGAUCUACAGUAACAUGAGGUGUUUCCAUAAAAGCUAAAAAGAUCUAAGUUAGUUGCUUAUUGAUAUAUGUUUGUUAGUAAAUAAUGUGUUAUACUUUGUACAAUAUUACAUAUUUUAUUCGUCACAUUGUUCAAACUAUUUUUAACAAUGAAUUACUGUGUAAUCGUAAUAUUAAAUUUAGUAAACUGUAAAGUAACUUCAAAAAAUCUAUAAUGUUUAAAUGUUGCUUUCCAUGUUGACUGUUUGUUCGGAUGCCAAAGAAUGUACCAAAGCGUACAGAUGACACAAAGUUAGUUAAGUGUUAAGUGAAAUACUACAGCUGAAAUAGUACCUUACGUGAGGUGUUGUUAAUGUUACCCUUAUCAUUAGAAUUUAUGUAUAUUUAGAAGUAAAUUGAUAUAUUCUAUUGUAAUUUUGUAAAUUAAAGUGUAUAGAGGGAUAAAAUGGGCCAAUGGCAACUACCAUAAAAAAUGUGUUUGGAAAAUACAAAAUUUCUUGUACCAUUUCGGACUUUGAAAAUGUCAAUAACUGUCAAAAAUACAGAGAUUAUGGUAACACCAAAGUUCACUUGAGGGAGUGAUGUUUUUUAGGUAUAUGCAAGGCUGUUAAAGAGGGAGGGAGGUCAUAGUUUGAAGAUGAAGCAGGAACUGUGUUAUUAGACAGCCACAGUCUGCACUUAUUUUACUGAUGAUGAGCAUGUGUGAGAACAAUAUUCUACAACAGAGAGAGAUUCCUUAGGCAAGAUAAUUGUGAGAACUAUAUUUAACUAUAUUUAAAUUGGUGAAAGGCACCUCAAUCCUAGGAACAGCCCUAUAUAUAUAUAUAUAUAUAUAUAUAUAUAUAUAUAUAUAUAUAUAUAUAUAUAUAUAUAUAUAUACCUAUGAAUAAUACAUCCCUCCAUAUGUAUAUAUCUAUAUUUAAAUAUGAGGAAAUCAAAAAUGUCUUUAUUUGAAAAAAAAAAAAAAACAAUGAGAUUGAUUAUCAAGGAAAUAUUGUAGUAACAAUACUGAUUUCAUAAUUAAGUGUUUUUUUUU